CCUCAUUUGAUGUCAAUCAGGAGUGCAAAAUUGGUUUUGUCUUGUGUUUACACCGGCUAACAUCACGAUUCCCUUUGUACUUGAAUAUAUUAACAACAUUUGUACAACAUCAAGUUCAUUAUGAGGUUUGAAGUUGUGGCAUUUCUUAAGUUUGGAUUCUUUGCUUCUGCACUGUUGCUGUCAACGGAUUUACUAUACAGUUGGUACUUGCGGCAGAAGAAUCGUACUCCGCGAUUGAAUGAGGUGAAUUUUGUGAUGAGCAAUGCAUUGCCGUGCUGCCCGCAUACAGCUGAUGUUGAAGUAAUCAAGAAAUGCCGCAAUCCACAUUGCAAGGCAAAGCUCUCUCGCAAAAUCAUCGAGCAAAUUGAUUCGGCUAAACAUCUCAUUUGCAUUGCUAUGUACAUGUUCACAAUGAGGCACAUGGCCGAUGCAAUAAUGAAUGCAAAGAAACGUGGUGUUCAUAUUCGCAUAAUUACGGAUUUCUCCAUGACCAACGAUCACUCGCAAAUUAAUAAACUCCAAGGAGACGGUAUCGCAAUACGAAUUGCAGGCAACGGUGAUUUAUAUAUGCAUAACAAGUAUUGCUUGAUCGAUGUUCUGACUGGCGAAACCAAAUUCAAAGAAAAUACUCAUCCAUUGAACGGUGUACUCAUCAACGGCUCCAUGAACUGGACAACUAAUGGUUUCGAACGAAAUUGGGAGAAUAUCAUUUUCACAUCUGACGACCAUUUGAAAUCCGAAUUCAAAAGAUCAUUUGAUUAUAUUUGGUCCCGUUGUGCAUGAGGAACUGAUGUGAUUCCAAAAUAAAGUUAGAUUAGAUUACCAUAUUUUUUGAAAACAUAUAAUUGCAUCUCUUCUAGAUAGAAUAGAUACGAUAUUGCUAUACUUAAACUCUCAAUUUUUUUCUGCAAUUUUACAUAUUUCAGAAUUUCCAAUUGAUUUGUUAGCCAAAAAUUAUGCACUAUCGUUUUCUUUAAUUUUAUAACUAUAAAAUAACAAAGAAGAAAUGCUUGCUAUUAAAAUCGAAAUUUCAAUUUAAAAAAAA
Sitodiplosis mosellana (orange wheat blossom midge) is the source of this 1045-nucleotide messenger RNA. Its product is annotated as mitochondrial cardiolipin hydrolase-like. Gene Ontology annotation, cellular component: mitochondrion. Gene Ontology annotation, molecular function: RNA endonuclease activity producing 5'-phosphomonoesters, hydrolytic mechanism. The transcript is spliced from 4 exons. The coding region runs from base 121 to 783 and encodes 220 amino acids. Lineage: Eukaryota; Metazoa; Arthropoda; Insecta; Diptera; Cecidomyiidae. The record is from RefSeq and is a predicted model, not a curated record. Gene Ontology annotation, biological process: piRNA processing.